Ostrinia furnacalis (Asian corn borer) is the source of this 844-nucleotide messenger RNA. Its product is annotated as alanine aminotransferase 2-like. The record is from RefSeq and is a predicted model, not a curated record. Gene Ontology annotation, molecular function: transaminase activity; pyridoxal phosphate binding. NCBI's taxonomy places the organism in Eukaryota, Metazoa, Arthropoda, Insecta, Lepidoptera, Crambidae. The transcript has 5 exons. Bases 14 to 844 code for a protein of 276 amino acids. Gene Ontology annotation, biological process: biosynthetic process.
CUUUCCAGGUGUGAUGAUCCCGAUCCCGCAGUACCCACUGUACUCGGCUUCCCUAGCGGAGUAUGGCCUGUGUCAGUGCGGCUACUACCUUAACGAGGAGACCAACUGGGGCCUUGACAUCUCCGAGCUGGAGCGCGCUAGAGAAGAGUGCUUGAAGCGCUGCGCUGUGAGAGCGCUGGUGGUCAUCAACCCCGGCAACCCUACGGGGCAGGUUCUGACCCGCGAGAACAUCGAGUCGAUCAUCAAGUUCGCGCACAAGCACAAGCUGUUCAUCUUCGCCGACGAAGUGUACCAGGACAACGUCUACGCGGAGGGAAGCAAGUUCUUCUCUUUCAAGAAGGUGUUGAGAGAGAUGGGCGGGCCCUACGACAAGGAGGUGGAGCUAGCCUCAUUCAUGUCAGUCAGCAAGGGUUACGUGGGCGAGUGCGGCCUGCGCGGCGGCUGGAUGGAGCUCGUCAACAUGGAGCCCGUGGUGCAGGCCAACCUUUACAAGGCCAUCUCCGCCAUGCUGUGCCCCACCACGCUGGGGCAGACCACCGUCGACUGCGUGGCUAAGCCGCCGCAGCAAGGCGAGCCGUCGUACGACCUGUGGCUGAAGGAGAAGACGGCGGUGUUGGACUCGCUGAACAAGCGCGCCAAGAUGAUCGCCGAGACCUUCAACAAGAUGGAAGGCUUCUCCUGCCAGGUCGUGCAGGGCGCCAUGUACGCGUUCCCGCAGUUCCAGCUGCCGGCGCGCGCGGUGGAGGCGGCCAAGAAGGCGGGCAAGGCGCCCGACGUCUACUACGCCUUCAAGCUGCUCGAGGAGACCGGUCAGUUCACAUCCUUAAGGCCUAUUCAAACCUGA